This is a messenger RNA of Linepithema humile (Argentine ant), 1452 nucleotides long. The record is from RefSeq and is a predicted model, not a curated record. Lineage: Eukaryota; Metazoa; Arthropoda; Insecta; Hymenoptera; Formicidae.
CCUCUACGGUAUAACAAAUGUAAUCAAAUGUAACAAAUGUAAUAGUUUAAUUUCGUAUGCAUAUAAGAAUUGGUAAUACACAAAAAAACUUCAAUUAAAUAAUUUUCAGUAAUUAUAAAAUAAAGACACGCAAGCUAAAAAAAUAUGUUUUUUUUAUUGAAAUUGAUAUUAAUAGUUUUAACAAGUCAGACAUACGAGUAUGUCACACAAGAUAGUGAAAUAAUAUUGCUGCCGGCAUGGGAACCGACAGGAGCAAUAGAGAUACCAUUAACUCUAAAAGUUUUCGGAAAAUUCAUACAGCUCAACCUGCAUAGAAAUGAUGAGGUUGUAUCAUCUGCGCUCAAAGUAGAAGAAAAUUACGCAAAAGAUGUCGCAGAAAAAUUGUGGAAGUUGAAAGCAUCGGAUAUUUGCAUUUAUUUUCACGAAGGUCAUGUCAGCUCUGCGGCCAUCAACUUUUGUCAAGAACAUGGAUUGUGGGAAGGAAUUAUUCUUGUGGAAGACGAUAUAUUAGAAAUUCGGCCUUUACAGAACGUAUUUGUCCCUUUGUCAUUCAUCGACAAUGUUUGCAUUAAAGAUCAAAUUAAUCAAACAUUCGGAAAACCUCAUCUUAUUAGAAGAUUACUUCAAUAUUAUAAUGAUUCUAAUUUUCACCAUAUAAACAAUUUUAAACGGAAACAACGUCACGUAGUACAAGAAAAAGAGCAAGAAAAAUUUACCAUAAAAUUGGCCGUAUUCGUUGAUGUAGAAGCAUAUCGCAAGUUUAAGGCUAUUCUAAACGAUGAUACAAAGAUUACCGAUAUGAUGCAUGAAUAUGUGAGUUUUAUCCAGACUUUCUUUUAUCUUCCGAGCUUGGGUAUCCCUAUCGAUAUUUCUUUGGUACAUCUGCAUAUUUGGCGACAACAACCGUCAGGUUUGCCUGUUUCUGACGGCGACAUCGCAGAACUGCUCCCUUCGUUUUGCGAAUACGUGAAAACGCUUAAUCCUCCACAUGAUGAUGAUCCAAAUCACUGGGAUAUUGGCCUUUACAUAACAGCAAUGAAUCUUUUUAAAUAUAAAUGGAUAGCUGUUAAGAGGGCGUCUGUACUGACUAAAAGUUAUGAAAUUUUUGGAGAAUCCUACUACGAUCUCGCAUGCAGCCCGCAUAAUUCAUGCGUGAUAGUCCAAUUUCUUCCAUUUGAAGUCGAAAGUUCAGGUUUAAGAUCGUCUCUUAAUGCCGUUCAUUUAAUCGGCAGACUUUUAGGAUUGGAAUAUGAUUCGGAACAUGAAACUGGAUAUUUUUUGGAACGAUCGGACGAUGUGUCCAUAAUGUCACGGGUCCGGCCAUAUCGAGGAAACAUAACAUGGUCCCCAAAGAGUCGUGAAAAGAUAAAAAUUCAGUUGAAAGAGAAAUCGUGUUUUCAUGAUAACACGAGGCGCAACUAACUCGAUAAUGAUGACCAUGAUUAUGAGGAU